Molecule: messenger RNA, 1085 nt
Organism: Hippoglossus stenolepis (Pacific halibut)
Lineage: Eukaryota; Metazoa; Chordata; Actinopteri; Pleuronectiformes; Pleuronectidae
Gene: faap24
Product: FA core complex associated protein 24
Exons: 4
Coding region: 160-810 (216 amino acids)
Biological process (GO): interstrand cross-link repair
Cellular component (GO): Fanconi anaemia nuclear complex
Molecular function (GO): chromatin binding
Source: RefSeq, a predicted model, not a curated record
GAUAUGAACCAGCCGAAGACACGAGGAAGAGACCCGGAAGUGUUGGAGGCAAAACAAAUGUCAGUGAGUUGAAAUAGUUUUUAUUCAGUUUCAUGACAGUUUAGUUUCCAGUUCCACAUCGAAUCCCAUCGAGUCCCAUCGAGUCCCAGUUCACUGAACAUGGAGGCAGCUGCUGGGCUCCUGACCGCGGCCCCCCCCCUCGGUCACAUCAUCACCAGCGACAGGUGGAGAAGCUCCGCUCUGCUCCGGAGCCUGAAGGGUGGAGGAGUGAAGAUCCUGUUUGAGACGGAGCUCGGCGUCGCAGACUUCCACCUCCCCAACAGAAGCUGCAUCCUCUACGUGUCCGAGUGCGACGUCGUAGCCGGAAACAGCUACAAGAGGAAACUGGUUCGAUACAGAAACGCCAGCAGCCGUUUGCAGGAGCUGGUGUUGGUGGAGAACACCCGACUGAGCGAGCAGUACUUCUCCGCUGUGCAGAGGUUUGUGGUGUUUGACCUCGGCCUGACCCUGCUGCCGGUCAGCGGGCAGGCGGAGGCCUCGCAGCUCAUCACUCAGAUCGUGCUCGGGGGCGGCAGAGACAACCCCUUCAGGAGGUCCAGGUCGUCCCGGCCGUUGGACCCGGCGGUCCUGGCCGUGGUCCAGCGGGUCCCCGGGGUGGGUCGGGUCAAAGCUCUGGCGCUGCUGCAGCACUUCUCCAGCAUCCAGCAGCUCUGCAACGCCGGCCCUGCCGAGCUGGAGCCCGUCGUGGGUCAGGCAGCCGCUCAGCUGGUCCACAGCUUCUUCCACAGACCCACUGCUGCUGGAACGUGAGGCUGCGGGUCUCAGGCCGACCAGGAGGGUUAAGUUUCCUUCUGGGUUCACGAUAGAGACUUUCCUCCUUUUCUGUGCAAACUAAAAACACGUUUAUUCACAGGUCAGAGUGGAAUGGAAAGAUAAACACGUGAUUUAAGUGUUUAUAUCUGUAAACAUCAAUGCAGAUUCUGAUAUGAAAGACUCGUCGGGUUUUGAUCAGCCGACCAAUUUUCACUUGUUUGCUUUCACACUUUUGGAUCCACACUAAAUAAAAAUUGGUUAUUUUUGCAUCA